Molecule: messenger RNA, 1920 nt
Organism: Theileria annulata
Lineage: Eukaryota; Apicomplexa; Aconoidasida; Piroplasmida; Theileriidae
Product: chaperonin CPN60, putative
Exons: 5
Coding region: 1-1920 (639 amino acids)
Biological process (GO): protein refolding
Molecular function (GO): ATP binding; ATP-dependent protein folding chaperone
Source: RefSeq, a predicted model, not a curated record
AUGUUGUGUAGGAUGAAAUUUUUUUUAUUUUUUUACUUUCUGAAUUCUAUUUACUCCAUUUCCACCCUCGGUGUUUUCUACAGACACUCUGAAAUUCUAAUUCCUAAACUUUCCAACUAUUCCUUCGCGCCCUUUAAACUUUUCCAAAAUAAAAAUAAUCGAGCCUUUUCAUUCAUUAAUAAUGCCCCUAAUAGUUUCUCCAACUCCACUAAGCUAGCAGAGUUAGUUGACUCAGCUAAAUCAUCCCAAGCCCUAAAUUAUAGAAAAAAUCAUAAUGUCUAUUCAAAGGCCAAGGAAAUAGUAUUGAGCGAUGAGUGCCGAAAUAGUUUGUUGAAUGGAAUUCUCCAAGUCGCAGACACAGUGCGUGUUACGUUGGGACCCAGGGGGAGAAACAUAUUGCUGGAAAAGGAGUUCGGGACACCUAUAAUAGUCAACGAUGGUGUCACAAUUGCACGCAACAUUGAGUUGAGCGACCGGAAGAUGAACGCCGGCGCUAAGCUGAUUCAGGAGAUUGCAAGUAGUUCAGAUGAUAGGGCUGGUGACGGAACGACCUCCACUGCGAUUCUGGCAGCGGAAAUAGCCUCUAAGGGAGUACAGUACGUAAACGAGGGCCACAACUCAAUCCCCCUCCAAAAGGGUAUUCAGAAAGCUGGAAAGCUUAUCAUUGAGGAGAUUAAAAAGCUGAGUAAGCCAGUGUCUGGCUAUAACGACCUGCUAAACGUUGCCACAGUUGCAACAAGUGGCAAUGUCGUGAUGGGACAGGUCAUAGCUAAAGCUUUUGACAAAUUGGGUGGGAACGCAGCUGUAGUUUUAGAGGAUAAUCCCGCACUUGAAGAUGAAUUGGAUUUCACUGAAGGUUACACUUUCGAUCGUGGCUUUGCAAAUCCAUACUUUUUACUAGGGGAGGAGAAGGAGAGUAUAGAAUGGACGAACCCGCAAAUACUUGUUUAUGACGGGAAGAUUGAGAACGCGCAGAGUAUUUUAAACAUCUUGGAAUACGCAGCAAAGAAUAAGCUCAACCUCCUAAUUAUCGCUGAAGAUUACGGUACUGAUGCCAUGCAAACAUUCAUCAUAAAUAAAAUGCGCGGAAUGCUCAAAAUCGUAGCUGUGAAGGCUCCAAGUUUUGGUGAGAGGAGGAAAGAUUAUUUGCAGGACAUUGCAGUCGCCACCGGCGCAACAUUCGUGUCCAGUGACGUUGGAGUGGAUUUGAAUGACAUAACUCCGGCCAUGCUUGGUAAUGCCAAGAAUGUAGUCAUUAAGAAGGACAGGACCUCAAUUGUUACUAAUACUGAGGUUUUACCACAAAUUAAGACCAGGAUAAACAAUUUGAUCCGCGAGAAGGAGAUGUGUACAAGCAACUUUGAUAAGACGAAGUUGUCGGAAAGAAUAGCAGCCCUGAGUGGAGGUAUUGCGAGAAUUCGGAUAGGAGCAGCCACUGAAACCGAGCUGAAGGAGAAACGGCUGCGCUAUGAAGACGCAAUCAACGCAGUGAGAGCCGCAAUGGAAACAGGUUACGUGCCAGGCGGCGGAGUUACAUACCUACAAAUGCAAAACCAAGACUUUACCAACAAACUUAUGGAUUACAUCAAAAAUACUGUGGAUAAGGAACAAAGUGAACUAACUCCUGUUGAAACCACAUCUGAUGAAGGAAACACCUCAGUCCCACCAGGAGUUGACGGCCAAAAGGUUGUGGAACGAAUACUGAAGAGUGGAAAACCAUUUGGUUACGGAUGGAACGCUAAGACGAACACCUAUGGUGACAUGAUAAAGCAAGGAGUGAUUGACCCGAGCAAGGUGAUAAUGUCGGCAGUAGAACACAGCACCUCAGUUGCGGGACUGCUCCUAACCACGGAGGGAAUGAUGGUUGAAAAGCAGGAAAACAAAACAACCGAUGAUGAAACCCCAACCAAUAAUUUUUAA